AUGGUGCUCCCUCGUCUCCUCCAAGAUGGCGAGCGUGGCAGAGGGGGGGUGUCAGUGCCUGCACUGUGGAGUGAACGGUAUGGCCAGAACGGCGACUUCACGCGCACUCUCAAGACCAUCAAUAAGAUACUACAGAUCAACAAAGAUGACGUAACUGCCCUGCAUUGUAAAGUGGUAUGCCUUAUCCAGAAUGCAAGUUUCAAGGAAGCUUUGAAUGUCAUCAAUACUCACACCAAAGUGUUAGCCAAUAACUCUCUCUCCUUUGAAAAGGCAUAUUGCGAGUACAGGCUGAACAGAAUUGAGAAUGCCUUGAAGACAAUCGAAAGUGCCAACCAGCAGACAGACAAACUGAAGGAGCUUUAUGGACAAGUGUUAUACCGUUUGGAACGCUAUGAUGAAUGCUUAGCAGUAUAUGGAGAUCUCGUCCGAAACUCCCAAGAUGAUUAUGAUGAAGAGAGGAAAACAAACCUUUCAGCAGUCCUUGCAGCUCAAAGCAAUUGGGAAAAAGUGGUUCCAGAGAACUUGGGCCUGCAAGAAGGCACACAUGAGCUGUGCUACAACACUGCAUGUGCACUGAUAGGCCAAGGCCAGCUGAACCAGGCCAUGAAAAUCCUACAAAACGAAGAUCUUUGCCGCCGAUCAUUAUCAGAAGACACUGAUGGGACUGAGAAAGACCCACAGGCAGAAUUGGCCAUCAUUCAUGGUCAGAUGGCUUAUAUUCUGCAGCUUCAGGGUCGAACAGAGGAGGCUUUGCAACUUUACAAUCAAAUAAUAAAACUAAAACCAACAGAUGUGGGAUUACUAGCUGUAAUUGCAAAUAACAUCAUUACCAUUAACAAGGACCAAAAUGUCUUUGACUCCAAGAAGAAAGUGAAAUUAACCAAUGUGGAAGGAGUAGAGUUUAAACUUUCCAAGAAACAACUACAAGCUAUAGAAUUUAACAAAGCUUUACUUGCUAUGUACACAAACCAGGCUGAACAAUGCCGCAAAAUAUCUGCCAGUUUACAGUCCCAAAGUCCCGAGCAUCUCUUACCUGUGUUAAUCCAAGCUGCCCAGCUCUGCCGUGAAAAGCAGCACACAAAAGCAAUAGAGCUGCUUCAGGUAAAAUAAUUACUUGAAUGAGGU
This is a messenger RNA of Nomascus leucogenys (northern white-cheeked gibbon), 1125 nucleotides long. Its product is annotated as signal recognition particle subunit SRP72. NCBI's taxonomy places the organism in Eukaryota, Metazoa, Chordata, Mammalia, Primates, Hylobatidae. The record is from RefSeq and is a predicted model, not a curated record. Gene Ontology annotation, biological process: SRP-dependent cotranslational protein targeting to membrane. Gene Ontology annotation, cellular component: signal recognition particle, endoplasmic reticulum targeting. Gene Ontology annotation, molecular function: ribosome binding; 7S RNA binding; protein binding.